Molecule: messenger RNA, 870 nt
Organism: Ogataea angusta
Lineage: Eukaryota; Fungi; Ascomycota; Pichiomycetes; Pichiales; Pichiaceae
Exons: 1
Coding region: 1-870 (289 amino acids)
Biological process (GO): positive regulation of ribosomal protein gene transcription by RNA polymerase II
Molecular function (GO): DNA-binding transcription factor activity, RNA polymerase II-specific; RNA polymerase II cis-regulatory region sequence-specific DNA binding
Source: RefSeq, a predicted model, not a curated record
AUGUCGAAUCAAGACGAAAGGAUAGCUCAGGCCAACGUGCCUAACACGUCGGAACACCUCAAUACACUUUUCUUGACCCAGCUCAAAGAUUUGUCGGAAUCGAUUGCCACCUCAUUCGACUCCAUUUCGAACUCUUUGGCAGAACUGAGAAAUAAGGCUGGUUCCAUUGCAACUCUGGCUGCCACGCUCUCAGACACGUACGAGUCCAACCAGCAGCAGAAUGGAGGAGAUUCAAAGAUUUCUGCCAAAGAUAUCGACGCAAGACUGAUGAUGUUCCAAGUCGCACAGCAGGCCCAAAAUGGUCUUCCGAAACACGGAUUAGAGCAGGAUUCUCUUGGAGCCGUCAAGAAACAAAAGACCAUGUCAGAGUCCCUGCCAGAUGACGAGUUGGACCAUUCGGGAAAGUCGUACUCGAACGACGCCAACUUGCCCGAGGUCGACCUCAAUUCUAGAGCAAAAUCGGUGCAGGACCUGUGGGAGGAGUGGAAUAUAGGCUACAGAAAUCAGGAACCCUUGAAAUCGCUCGAAAGAAGGUACGGUACCAGAUGGAGACGCGGAAGGAUUGCCAAAAGUGCUCAGAGAAGAAAGAAGGUUAUUGAAUUCAUUGAAAGUGAGGCAAAACGGAACCCAGGCGUCACGGAAGAAGAUGUGGUUCGACUUCUGGAAAACUACCGGAUCAAGAAAAACAAAGGUCUUUUCUGGCUUUACGGAGCGCUUCCUAAUCACCUGUUCAACGCCAACGGAGAGCCUAUCGAGUUCCUUACAGAAGGAAAUGACAUGCAGUCGAAAGACGAAGGAAUGACCGAUGAGUCUGAGGCAACGGCCGCGGCCGUGGCUGCUGCUGCGGCGGCCGCCUCAGUCAAGCAAUGA